AUGAGCGAUUGUAUUGGGGAUGAGGGUACCAUCACUCUUAAACGGAUUCAGAAGUUGGCGGACAAGUGCACACUGGUGACUUUGCCUCGCUCCGCGCCGGUAGGGGCCAAAGACGCCCACCACGUGCUGCUGAUAAAGAAACCGUCCGAAGCGCCUACAUCUCGCGCCCAACGACACAGCGGCGGUAAAUUCGAAAGACUUUUGGGGGAUGAACCGGUUCGAUUGUAUGUUCCUUUUCUUUUGCGGCCGUGGGCGCUAAAUGCGGUGCACACAGAAGGUUGUCAUCUAGGAGAGGACGUGACGUUGGCCUCCCUCGAGCGUUACUAUUUUUGGAUUGGCAUGAGUGACAGCGUGCGAUGGUUCAUCAAACACUGCAUCGUGUGCCAAGCCUCGAAAACGGCUCGCCGAAGACCUAGAUGGCCCUUGAUUUCGCUUCCCUUACCCUCUCGGCCGGGGGAAAUGGUGGCGUUUGAUAUUCUUGGCCCUCUGCCGACAACUAAAAGCGGAAACAAAUACGUGUUGCUGGUCGUCGACUUGUUUAGUAGGCAUGCUGAACCCUACGCUCUCUCUGCCGACGAGAAAACCGCUCAAGGGUGUGCCUCAAAGCUAGCCGACGAUUAUUGUACACGUUGGGGAUGUCCGGUGUAUUUGUUGUCAGAUAGAGGUGGCGAGUUUACGGCGGCUGUCGCGCGUGAUGUGUACCGAUUGCUUGGGGCCAAGAAACGGUUUACCAGCUCCUUCCACCCUCAAUCCAACGGGUGCGUCGAAAGAUUGAACCAUACGGUCUGCCAGAUGUUGUCUCACGUGAUCAGCGCCCAACAAACCGAUUGGGACGACCAUCUCUUGCCGUGUGUGUACGCCCACAACAAUCACGUGAGCAAGGCUACCGGUCUUGCGCCCAUGGAAGUACAUAUUGGCAGGUAUCCUCGUUUACCAAUGACGGUUCUUGGGUCACAGAAGGUGGUUUCUGGUAUGCAGUCGAAAAAACGGGAUGAUCUAGAAUACCUCCAGCUCAUGAAAGACCGGCAAGCGAAAGCCUACGAGCUUGUGGUUGAAAGAGACAGGCUCACGAAAGAAAAACACCGAGCACGCAACGAAGAUCUAGACAACCUAAUUACGAAGCGGCCGAUUUUCCACGCGGGCGCGUGGGUGUGGUGCUACGAUCCACAGCACACCCUCCGUACGGCGAAUAACGAUCAAACAGCUUCUGCCAAGAGGAUUAAAGCGAAACUCGCUAACCUGUGGACAGGACCGUUUAAAGUGCUUGCUGUAGGGCCCUGUCGCUUUAACGACAUGGAAGUUGGGUCCAAGUUGCUGUAUCUGGAUUUACCGCACGACACACAGGCCAAAUCCAACCGUGUCUCAGUGUUGCGGUGUAAGCGUUGCCAUCGGGCGGACGAACCCGAGGAAAUCCCCGACUUUUUACCUUGGAAAAUUUGUUCGUACGUUCUGCAUAAAUUUGCGGACAUGGCGCCUCCCUUCUACCUCACCGCGGAUGACGUGGAAAUCGAGCUUGACGUACAGCGUGCACAGCCGACCGCUAUCACCGGUCACCGUAUCAGUAGAGGUCCAGGUGGUUCCAUCGCGGUACAAUACGAAACGCGUUGGCGCGGACACCGCCAACCCACUUGGGAAUCUGAAGCAAACAUCCAGCAAUAUGGUGACUUUGUCGUCAAGUAUUGGGUGGGCAGUGCAGUGCGUCAAGUAGGAGCCGACAAUAAAGUGCACCGUGACUAUAAUAAGCUUGCCGCGCACCGCGCGCAAGCUCGCUCCCGUGAUUCCCUUUAUGUGCCUCCAGGGUACGCGUUGCUGGCGACGUGGGAGCGUGGGCCGGCCUUGCUGUCAGCAGAGAUGAAAGGAGCGCAUGUUUACGUGCGGACGAAGCAGGAGGGCUGGCAGCUGGGAGUGGUACAUCAGGUUUCGAGGGCGCGGGAGGAGGACCUGCCGUACAACGUCAAUUUCGUCGACCUCGAGCGGCGUUUCAACGUGUCGUUGUCGCCGACGAAAUAUUGUACGGCGGUGGAUGGUCCGCCUGGGUCGUGGUGCUUUCUUGUGCACAUGCGGUCCGGGAGCGUCCGGCGGAACGGAACCUGAGGGGUGCGCUGUGGACGAG
Ectocarpus sp. CCAP 1310/34 is the source of this 2113-nucleotide messenger RNA. The record is from the annotation of a GenBank genome assembly. NCBI's taxonomy places the organism in Eukaryota, Phaeophyceae, Ectocarpales, Ectocarpaceae.